Mus pahari (shrew mouse) is the source of this 3486-nucleotide messenger RNA. RefSeq names its product LY6/PLAUR domain containing 6 (gene Lypd6). The record is from RefSeq and is a predicted model, not a curated record. Gene Ontology annotation, molecular function: acetylcholine receptor inhibitor activity. Gene Ontology annotation, biological process: positive regulation of canonical Wnt signaling pathway. NCBI's taxonomy places the organism in Eukaryota, Metazoa, Chordata, Mammalia, Rodentia, Muridae. The transcript is spliced from 5 exons. The coding region runs from base 228 to 743 and encodes 171 amino acids.
GUCCCUCUCGCCGCGCUCGCGCCCUCCUUCUCCUGCUGCGCUCCAGGCACCGGCCGCGCGCAGGCGGCGCUCCGCAUUGCACACGCGGGGGGCGCCGCAGUGUUCGUGGGAUGGGGCAGCGGGCUGCCUCUGGUGGCAGGGACACGAGCGUCCCGGGUGCCCGUCCUCUACCACCGUCGCAAGUGCCCACUCUGAGGCCCUCUGUAUGAGUGACACGCCAGUCUGCCAUGGAACCUAGCCCUGCCCUGGCCUGGCUCCUGCUGCUGAGCCUGGUGGCCGAUUGUCUGAAGGCUGCUCAGUCCCGAGACUUCACAGUGAAAGACAUAAUCUACCUCCACCCUUCAACCACUCCGUAUCCUGGUGGAUUUAAGUGUUUCACCUGUGAAAAAGCAGUGGACAAUUAUGAAUGCAACCGAUGGGCUCCUGACAUCUACUGUCCUCGAGACACCAGAUACUGCUACACUCAGCACACGAUGGAAGUCACGGGAAACAGCAUCUCUGUCACCAAACGCUGUGUCCCGCUGGAGGAAUGCUUAUCCACAGGCUGCCGAGACUCAGAGCAUGAAGGCUACAAGAUCUGCACCUCCUGCUGUGAAGGAAAUAUCUGUAAUCUACCGCUCCCUCGAAAUGAAACGGAUGCCACAUUUGCCACCACGUCACCUAUAAACCAGACGAAUGGGCACCCACACUGUGUGUCAGUGAUCGUGUCCUGCUUGUGGGUGUGGCUGGGACUCACCUUAUAACAACCCUCCCUCUCUACCAAAUGUAGAUGAGCUCUGUGGGUUUCCCUGUGGCCCAUAGCCAUGCAUGAAGUCAUUGGCUUGGCAGUAGUGACACUGUGCAACCCCCAGACGUCAUCACAGCCAGACGUCAUGGCAGCCAGCCAUUAAUUACCAUUAACCAUGAAGAACAAGCAUUGCUUCCAUGCUGUCACUUCCAGCCUAACCAUAGCCCCAUCAGUCAGCCUGUCCUCUCAAUAGAUUCAGACCCUGAUUUCUAUACCACAAACCUGGGAGUUCCCUCCAAGAAAGAGUUCUGCGUUUAUUGAUGUCUGGGGCUCUUGCUUCAGAAUCCAUGCGUGAGCUGCAGGAGGUCCUGGACCCUCUGAGGAAUAAGCUGUGGAUGCAGGAGGUAUUCAUUCUUUUCAGGAAAAGGGUAAAGAACCAUUGGCUUAAUUGCAAUCACACCUGCACCUACAGCUUUAGAAGUUUAAAACAUUAAAUCUGAAAUAAAUGGAAUAGUUUCUUUGAGAUUCCGAUGGAGUCCCCCAAAAGAGUUGAAAGAACUUUGCUCAAUUUAAUUUCUCCAGUCUCCUUAUCUUAACAUUGGGAAACGUGUUCCUUCUGCUCUUUGUAGAAGGUUUAACAAAAGGCAAUUAUAAAAGUUUGUUGUAUUUGUAGGAGUGGAAAGAGAAAGAGUUCCCCCAAUUUGAUAAAAUUAGCAUACACAGGACGACGGUUUCCUUCUUGCAACUGGGCAGAUUGGCCUUGACUCGGUUGCUAAUUAUGCUUCCUGAGUUCCUGGAUUCCAGCUGCACCAGCUGGAUUAUUUUCUCCAGGAGUUGCAUUCUAGUGAGAUGGAGGUGAUGUAGUCAGAGAGAGGACGUCCGAAUAAAAGGAAGCUCUCUGGAGGUUGGUCCUGGCUCAUCUGGAAGGCUCAGCAAUAGCUAAGCAAAAUUAUUUCUCUUUCCGCAGUAUUUACUGGCACAAAGCUGUCUCCUUCCACAACCACGGUGACGUUAAAGAGAAAGUUCAGGGUUAACUUCUCAGUAGAUCAAUAAGAUAAGAACACGCAUGUGCUAGGGUGAGAAAAAGAUGGAUUGUAAGUCGUAUGGUGGCCUAAGGAGUAGGUUUUGUUUUUCUCUGCUACUGUUUUUGAAGAAGAAAAGGCUUUCAUUGUCCUUCACGUAUUUUUUUUUUUUAACCAAAAUCAAGUGUGUUUGUUUUCUUCUCCCAUGUAAAUUCUUUAAAUGACAUUUAUUUUUUUAUGGUAUAAACUGAAAACUAUAUUUCAAAGACAAUUCUUUCUUUUUUGUUUUUCUGAACAAAAUAUCAGUUAGAAUGUUUGCUUUCAACAGCGGUAGGGAUUGCCAUCAUUCCUGACCAUGGGAAGAGAGCCGCGAUCCUCAUACUGAUGCUGAAAAGUUACUGUGCUAUGAACAGGAGUUGUGCAUUUGCCUCAAGGGUUUGACUCAUUGUCUCCCCAGAAAUGUUGCCCAAGACAUAUUCAGGUGGAGGCCAUCACAGGUGUGACUGUCUUUGCAGGGCUGUGGGGUGUGUCCACAGGGAACUUGGCAGAGCUAUGUCUUGAAGAGGUCAAUGAUGUUAAAAAUAUAUCUGCCCUGCACAGGGAACUUUAGCUCAACUUGAGACCCCUGCUCAGGGACCAAAUCUGAACCAACGGCAGAAAUUCUGAUGCAACUCAUUGAAGUUUCAUCACACAGCCUUACUGAAGAGUUUGGCAGGCUUAUCAAUUUUUUGCUUAUAACUGUGGAUGGGAGAGCAGGAGAGAAAGACCUGUAAUAAGCACCUCUCAUGUGCCCGGCACUUUGCUAAGCACUUUACAUAGUUAGGCCAUAUAACCGUACAUCAAUUCUGUAAGAACAGAACGUAUUGAUGUGUACAAAUGAAGGUCCCAAGGCUCAAAGAAGUUUGAUAAAUGAAGCCUUUUCCUUCAGAUUUUGUUUAUGUGGGAUGUGACAUGUUUGAAAAAAUAAACUAGGGGAGGGGGAAUGGAAUUUCUCAGCUAGGAAAACCUCUAGGCCUGACUUCAUGGGAAUUUCCCCAUCUUAUCAUGUAGAACAUAUCCUGCUUCUCAGGAUGACAUUUGCAUGUGUCCCCUUGCCACUUUUUCUUUGGGGAAUAAAGUUAUAGCUUCCUUAUUUAUCCUCUGGUAAAGAGAGGAGAUAGUUGACAUUGCAUCUAAAGAUGCUAUAAGACAAUGAGAAUUUGAUGUUGUACAUGUCUACAAGUACUGUUUUUGUGCAUGGUCACACUCUGCUGACAUUUGCCAAGUCUGCAUGCAAUCUGAACAAGAGACAAGGGACUGACCACAUGAGAGCCUCCCUGGCUGGUUUUCAGGGAUUGGGUUCUCAAGGGUACAGACCGUCCUCGCUUGGGGAGAGGUGGCAGCCAUUGUACACAUGUGCUGCACACAUCCAUAAUGCCUUUCAAAGUGUCUUUUUAAUUCUCUUGAAAGAAUAUGGAUUUGCUCGCCACCCCCAACCUCAAGAAGCCAAGGAGGGACCAUUCCUAUAGAAGGUCCAGGACUAAUUACCCAUGUGACUGUUGUCACUUUAAACUUCCCAUUAAACCUCACCAUUGGUGAUGGCUUAAAAUGCAAAGAGCCAUGAUGUGUAUAUUAACCUAUGUUCUACAUAUUUAUUUUUAGACUUUCUUCAACAUCCAUGUUAGUAUGGGAUUAAUGCCUAAGUGUAAAUAUUGUACACUUUGUAAAUCAAUGAAUAAAGAUUUUAAGUGUGUUUCA